This is a messenger RNA of Megalobrama amblycephala (Wuchang bream), 2046 nucleotides long. Its product is annotated as paired amphipathic helix protein Sin3b-like. Gene Ontology annotation, cellular component: chromatin. Gene Ontology annotation, biological process: negative regulation of transcription by RNA polymerase II. The transcript is spliced from 5 exons. Bases 277 to 594 code for a protein of 105 amino acids. The record is from RefSeq and is a predicted model, not a curated record. Gene Ontology annotation, molecular function: transcription corepressor activity. NCBI's taxonomy places the organism in Eukaryota, Metazoa, Chordata, Actinopteri, Cypriniformes, Xenocyprididae.
UUUUCCAAAAGUCUAUGGGAAAAAUGAAUAAGCUUUCAGUCGAGGGAACCCGUGCGCCGCUAACUUCCGGGUUGGCCUACAAAAACGCGUCAUCCCUGGGGUGUGACCGGGUCUAAAUUUCGGCGCGGGAUUGCGCAUAAUUAUAUUAAUUCCCGCAGAUUUCGCGCUCACGCGAAGCGCAGACACAUAAUAAAGCCGCCUUUGACAUACAAGCGCCAAAAUAAGCUCUUUUUCGCGGACAAUUAAUGGUCAAAUACACUCAGAAACAAUGUCACAAUGUCCAUCUUGUUGGAGGAUGCCUUAUCUUACUUGGACCAAGUCAAAAUACGGUUUGGAAAUGAACCAGGAAUAUACAAUACGUUUCUGGAUAUCAUGAAAGAGUUUAAGUCUCAAAUCAUUGACACGCCAGGCGUUAUCAACAGAGUUUCUCAGCUCUUCCAUGGACAUCCUGACCUUGUCCUGGGGUUUAAUGCCUUUUUACCACCUUGGUAUCGGAUCGAAAUUCCUAGGAAUGGAUGGGCAUUUAUUCAGUCCCCGUUUCCCUCACAGUUCGUCAACUGUGAAAAGGUCAUCACUGAAUUCAUCUCUGAGUGAAACAAGAUAUUUGGAGAAAUCCUAAAUAGUCUCUCCAGGACCAGGAAGGAGCAGGGGUUAGUGCCUCUUCGUCAGUAUUGGCUGAGGCAUGGUCGGCUCAGAAUGAAUUUUAGCUGAUAUGUAUGUUUUGCUUAUGUUUUGCUCUUUUUUUUUUCUUUUUUUUUUUUUUUCCUUCCAGUAUUUAGUUCAUUUUGAUACUUUUUUUCAGCAGCAUGCAUUGAUGUAUCAGCUGUGUCAGUCUUUCAGCUGUAACUAAAAUCUAAUCAAAAGAUGGAUUUGUCUUCAAAAUCUCUCUUUCUGUUUGAUAUUCUUAUUUGCUCUUUAAAAGAUGUGUUCAUGCUUUGAAAAAAAAAAGUACAGAUAGCAGAGGUCAUCAGUGGAACCAUAGGAAUACACUCAACAUUUACAAACUACUCUGUAAAAGGAGAUAUUUACUCCAUGUCUCUAUUUAAUCACAGAACCACAAGUUUUUUCUAUUUUUUUAAAGUCUUAACUUACUCAAAAGUACAACCAACUACAAACAAUGUCACAGUCAAGUAUUUAAGAAGGGAUACAACAUCAAGAUAGGAGAUAGAAAAGAUGCAGAGAUAUCAAGCACUUAACAUCAUGGGUGUAGCAAGCAAUCAAGUCAACAUAGUUUAUUUCCCCCCAUGAAGAAAAGAUGUAUUAUUCUAGCUCUGUAUUUGAAAGUAAAAAAAAGUACAAAAUAAAAACCCUACAUUUUGAGGGUUCAUCUCAUAACAGAACCCUUAAUUAGGGUGUUAAUGAGAAUGUUAACAUGUCCCAUUCUUCUCCCAAUCCUCCCCAGCAAUUCCUCAUCAGAGUUCACAAUAUCGACCCAACAUGUCCUGUCAAAUGGGCACAAACCCUGGGGAUGAAUGUGUUAUGAGUACAAAUAUACACCUACUGUAGAUAAAACCGAUCACAUUCCAUAUUCACCAAAGCAUCUUAAGUUACACUAUUUCCAUAGAAUUCACAUAAGACGGUGUGGGAUUGUGGCUAAUCAAAAAUGCCCUUCAUCUACCAUAAUACUGCUCAUUUCAAGAAAAAGGCUUCGACUUGUACAUAAAUAAUUAGUACAAUAAAUUAAACAACAUUCUUUUACACAUUUCAAAUGUAAAAAAUUAAACUAUUUACAGUGCAAAACAAAAGCAGCAUGCAGGCAAGACAAUUGGCAAUGCAUUACAAAAAGCACUGAAUGGGGCAAAUUUGUGCUCAGCAUCCAUAUGUACGGUGAUAUUGGUUCAAAAAUGUGGAAGAGUGUAUAAUUUCUACAAUUUUUGUGUGCCACUCGAUAGACUUGAUAAAGGAUUCAGUCAGUUUUGAGAGAAUUAAAGACAGAGCUAAGUAAGACAGUGUGCCAAAAGGUCAUUUUGAGAACAACAAGAUUGAUGUCAGAGUGAUCCUGUCAUAUUUGGGUUUUAUAAACCACGCUUAUUUUUAAAACCUUCA